Messenger RNA from Chilo suppressalis (striped riceborer), 1741 nucleotides. NCBI's taxonomy places the organism in Eukaryota, Metazoa, Arthropoda, Insecta, Lepidoptera, Crambidae. The record is from the annotation of a GenBank genome assembly.
AAAAGUUAUUUUCGUAUUCAUAAUUACAAUGGGUUUUUUAAACUCUUGAUUUGCCACUCAUUCGAAGAAAAUUAAAUCUUUCAUAUAUGCUCAAAUCCUAAUCAGGUACAUUAAACUUUAAUAUUGCCUUUCGUUCUGAUUAAUUUGAGAAGUAUGAUGAAAGUUCCUUGUAUUAAUUAACUAUUCAGUUCACGAUUACCGUACCAGCUAUUAUGCUACCAUCUGCUUGUUUGCUAAUAGUAUUAAUUCCAUUAUGUGAAUGUUUCUCAAAAAAGGAAAUUAAAAGUAAUAAACAUUUUGAGAGUAAAAUAGUAGGGGGUACACAUGUAACAAGGGAUCGUUUUCCUAGUGCUGUACAGUUCUUCAACGCUGGAAACUUAUGUGCUGGUAGUAUUUUGAAUAGUUACAGCGUUCUGACGGCAGCCCAUUGCUUUGAUGUUAACACCGAAAUGAAUGAUAUGGUUGUGCAAGUUGCAGGUGCCAGAUUUCUUUACGAUCGUCAAGCUAGAGUACAUGACGUAUUGUCGUUUGUCAUACACGAAGAUUACAACAAAGCGACACUCUUUGCAUGUGAUAUAGCUUUGCUGUUUCUGAGUUCGCCCAUUAAAUUCGGUAACAAAACCAAGAAAGCAGUUCUUGUAAAUAAUGGAAAGUGGAUGAAUACUGCCGAGAGACAUUUUAAAGCUACAGGAUGGGGUCAAGUAGAGUACGGUGGGCCGGUGUCAGAGAAGGGUUUGAUGAUGACAAAUUUGAGGUUCGUGCCGUCGAAGAGGUGUAGCAGACUGCACAAGGUCAACAUGACAGCGGACAUGUUCUGCCUGUACGGGGAAGGAGUCACAGACACUUGCAAAGGUGACUCGGGUGGCGGAAUUUUAUGGAACGACCUGGUGGUUGGUGUCACUUCACACGGGGACGGCUGCGCUAAGAAAGACAAGCCGAGCGUCUACUCCAACGUCUGGUACUUUAGGAAUUGGAUCCAGAAGAAUAUUAAAUUAUUCGUAAAAACCUUUUGCGAAUAAAAAAAUUUAAUAAAGUAAACUUGUUCCGGAAUGUGCGUCGUCAUCCACAAUAUAUUCCGCGUUAGCAAAAUUAUUUCUCUCGUACAAGUGGCAAUAUUUUUUUAGAAACCUUUGACUGUUGAGUUCUAUCCACUCUCGGUAAUACGAAAUGUUGGUAAGGACAGCGACAUAUGGUUGCUUUUUGUUAGCCGCACCGAAGGAAACCACUCCAACCAGUUCAUCAUUACAGACGGCUCCUCCGCCGUUGUCAAACAAUCGACGCUCCGAAUAACUCCAACCGGACACUUCAAUUCGUAUUCCAGCAUUGAGGGAAGUCCCUGGUUCUAUUAGCUGUAUUUUCUUUGUGUAUUCACUAAACUUUACAUGCACCUUUAAUACCAAUAAAGCAAUGUCGUUAUUCCAAUUCGUGUUAUGAUCAAAAUACUCGUGAAGUUUUAAAUCAAUUGCUGGUAUAACUUGGAAUUACAACACCUAAAAUACUGCUAACUCGCUAUUGAUUAUUAUUAAAUCGGUAAGGGAUGUAUGCAUUUUUUGGAGUUUACUCCAUAAGAAUCGAUUUGCAUAUAUAAGGGGCCCGGUAUGAGAAAAUUGUGAGGAGUAAAAUCUAUCGAUGAAUGACCUCGUCACGUUUUUGGUGCGCAUCCUAUGUCGCGCAACUUUGACAAACAAAGAUGACGGAUUGACAUUAAUAAAUUUUUUAAAAUCUGAACUGAAUUUAGAUA